UGUUGUGACGUUGACAUGAAAAUAUUUGUUUGUAGCGACGCGACGCGAGAGAAGCGAAAAGAUCCGGACUCGGGACCACAGGCCGCGCACGGGGACUGUUCUGUCGGCGUGGACGCGGCGGAGAUGUCCGUGUCCGUGGACAUGGAGGAGCUGAAGCACCAGAUCAUGAUAAACCAGUUCUGUCUGACCGCGGGCUGCGCUGCGGACCAGGCGCGGCAGCUGCUCCAGGCGGCGCACUGGCAGUUCGAGACGGCGCUUAGUUCAUUUUUCCAAGAAACAAACAUCCCGAGUCCCCAUCAGAUGUUGCCGAGGAACACUCCCGCGACUCCGCCCAGUUUCCCCGACGCCAUGGCGAUGUUCUCGAACCUGCGGGCGUCGGAGUGCGGCUCGCCCCCGCCCCUGCCGCCGGCCCCGCCCCCCUCCUCCUCCUCCGCCGCCGCCCACCUGCACGCCCCGCCGCACCUCCACGCUCUCUGCUGCCAGCCCCAGUGGCCGCCCGUGUCGCAGCCCGGCGCCGCCGCGCAGCAGCCUGUGCCCGGGCAGAGAUGAGGCGCGGCGCCCCCCGCUGGUACGAACUGGGACUACACUAACACUGAAGCAGAGGAUCGUGGGAGGAGGCGACGGCGGCGGCGUUUUUCUGGACUUGGAUUUUGAAUAUAUUAUGGAUGCAUCGAUGGAACCGGCAGAGAUAUGACGGCGCCUCCUCGUGGACGUUUGCAGUACUGCGAUAAAAAGUUUCCUUGUAACGCAGAAGAGCGAAAAGACUUGAGUUAUUGACGCCUCAAACUGGAGAAUUAUCGUUUUUAAACUUCGCACAGGUGUUCUACCCACGUUUUCUAGAGUGCGUUUAAUUUUGUAAAAGCUGCCCCGAUUGGUUGAAGCGGCAUUUUUUUUCUGAACAGUAAUCAAAAGCAUCUUAAAGUUUUGUAACGGACAUUUUUACAGUGAAGUCUGGGGAGCUCCGAUUGGUCGUCGUAUUUUAACGUAAACACAGUACAAGUCCGACGCUGCAUUCGCUUGUCCGUCCGUCCUCACGUUCACGUUUCAGCCGUUUUAUUACCGUAUUUCCCGCACUAUAGGAGCUCUGGAUUAUAAGGCGCGCACUUGUUUUUGGAUUAAAUUAAAGGAUUUUAAGCGCGUCCUGUAGUGCGGAAAAUACGGUAUGUUUCACGUGUCCAAACAUAGAUUCGAGGAAAAGGGGCGUGUCGCCAGAUCUCCGCGUCGGACGGAUAAACGAACGAACGCAACAUAAUUAGUUACUCCAUUAUCCAUGAACCGAAAUGUGUGCUUAGAGGUUCGUCCCGCUGUGCAAACCCGUUUAAAGAUGCCGUAAUUUCCAGACUAUAAGCCGCUACCGAACUUUUUUUUUUUUCCUCACGCUUUGAGACGGUGAGACGUUGGCGACGGCGGCGUGACGAACUGACUCGACGCAAAAAGACGGCAAAAGCUUUGAAAAUGUUCGUGAAGACGUGGACACCGGCGGCUUAUAGAUAAUUCCGGACGAUAUAUGAACAGUUUUUUUCUUUUCAAAAUUUAGUUGGUGCGUCUUGUAGUCCGGAAAUUACGGUAAAAUAAUCAGAUUCACAAUACAACUAAAGAUACAACACAUAAGGUAACUUUUCUAGUGCAGGAAAAUUAUCCGCUUGUAUCCAUGAAGAAGUUAUUGCUUCGCCUGAAAUGUUCCGCAGUAUGGCAUUCAUAAUUUCUGUCUAACGUUUAUUUAACUACAGAUUUGUUCGUGUGUAAAAUCCUUCGUUCGUCCAAGUAAAAUCCAUAGCAAACGGAGAAAUUCAACUUGUCAGCUGGACAAAAAUUUAUAAAAUUUUUCUACAGAUUUGUUUAUUUCUCCAAAAAAUCCCUCAAUAAACUCUCCACAGAUCUGAGCCGUAACUUCGCCCGGUCACGCCGUUUACAUCCAGGUUAAUGCCGUACUGUGGGACAUUAUAAGCGAAGUAAUAACAUCUUUAUAGCGACAAACAAGCGGCAAACUUUGCGCGAAAAAAGUUACGUAGUUCACCUUUUAAGCUACACCCUUUUUUUUUUUUAGACCAACAACCAAUUGGCAUCAACCAAUUGAAAAAAAAGCUGGAAUUUUUUAGGAAUAUUAACGAGAAAUUAUUGGAUUUAAGAAAAGAAUCACGGGAGAUUUAUAAACGUUGACGGACGCAGCUACGACGAGACGUUUUGGAUUUAUAUUUUCGCUUCUGAAAAUGGACGAACUGCGAAAAACAACCAUUUUGGAGAUUUAUUUUUGUGUUUUUUUUCUUCAUCGCCUUCUCGUUUAUUUGGAUCCGGCCUCGCAGACUUCCGCCUCGGACAAACCUAAACCAGGGAAGCCACUUCUACCGCCACAGCUGUUACCUCGGCCGUCUUUUUUUACGUUUUACUAACGCUCGACGGACGCGUGUAGUCCGGCGAACGCGCUGCAGCGACUUAAAAGCGUCGUGUUUUUAUUUGGCAUUUAAGUUUGGACGUCUUUCACUGCAGUUCGUCUGUUUUUUAUCGUAUUUUUUAAAGCAAUAACCAGUUUGUAGAGAGAUCGAGAUGUUGGUGCGGUUCGCCGUUGGAAAAAUUCACGUUAAAACUGAAAUUUAAAUCAAGCGAAAACUGCGAAAAUCAAGGCGUACGGUGCAAUUGCGUUGUUUUUUUUUUUUAACAAGAAUAAGAAGUUGGGUUUUGUUUUUUGUUUCGUCUCGGGAGCAGUACCGCAAGUGUCCACGAGGGGGCAGCACUACGCGGGUUUAGGGUUCUUUCUGAUGUCACUGUACCUCACUGGGAGAGCGUGUUGUUCGGGAGCGACGAAUGGGGACGUUUUUGUGUUGUUCGUACUUUUCUUAUCGUUCGUCACUGGAGCCAUUUUAGUUUGUUUCAGGAAAUUUCUCUUUAAGAAUAAUAAAGCCAUUUGUUGGACGUUUUUUUUUGGAAA
Molecule: messenger RNA, 2926 nt
Organism: Boleophthalmus pectinirostris (great blue-spotted mudskipper)
Lineage: Eukaryota; Metazoa; Chordata; Actinopteri; Gobiiformes; Gobiidae
Product: UBA-like domain-containing protein 2
Exons: 3
Coding region: 16-549 (177 amino acids)
Molecular function (GO): protein binding
Source: RefSeq, a predicted model, not a curated record